Messenger RNA from Mangifera indica (mango), 1161 nucleotides. Its product is annotated as protein TIFY 3-like. NCBI's taxonomy places the organism in Eukaryota, Viridiplantae, Streptophyta, Magnoliopsida, Sapindales, Anacardiaceae. The transcript is spliced from 5 exons. Gene Ontology annotation, biological process: response to wounding; regulation of jasmonic acid mediated signaling pathway; regulation of defense response. The coding region runs from base 132 to 809 and encodes 225 amino acids. Gene Ontology annotation, cellular component: nucleus. The record is from RefSeq and is a predicted model, not a curated record.
ACUUCUUUCUCAAUGUAUCAAGCCAAUUUAAAGGGCCACCAACAAAACAAAACAGAAAGUAAAGGUCAAGACCGAAGAAACAGAAGGAAGAACUUGCUUGAUGUUGAAUUUGAUUUUUGUGGCUCAGUUCAAUGGAGACCGUUGACGAAGUCAAACUGAAGACCGGAGUAGAAGAAGAGGGUAAAAAGGAGCCCGAGGUUGUCCAGAACAACGUCGGCAAAGGCGGAGCUGCUGGAUCAGUUGAUUUGCUGGCAAACUUAACCAGUAACUUCUUCAAGCCUACGUCAAUGCCAACAUCUGGAGCAAACAACAAUCCAUCUCAGCUUACGAUCUUCUAUGGUGGAAAUGUUUGUGUAUUUGAUUCAAUUCCAGCAGAAAAGGUUCAUGAAAUUAUGCUUAUUGCCACCGCUGCUCCUGCCGCCGCUACUAACUCUGGUGACAUGGAAAGCAUUCGUACCAACUCUCGUUCCCCUUCACCAGUUCUAACAAGGUCUCCCUCACUGCUGAGUACAGCAUCACCUUUGGGUUCUCCACAGGUGGCCUCACACCCUAUGCAGAGGAGUUCUUCCUUUUGCAAGCUGCAAGCUGAAUUACCAAUUGCAAGGAGACAUUCCCUUCAGCGGUUUUUUGAGAAGCGUCGAGACAGACUGGCGAGCAAGAAUCCAUAUCCUGCUCAAUCUGGGACAAAAAAUUCUGACAAUGCAGCAGCCAAUCUCAGUGCUGGAGAUUCGGCAGAUGCAGCUUACUUUGAAAAAUCUACCAUGCCUCAAGAAGAAUUACAAGCUAAAGCUGCAGCUCAGACAAGCUGAAUUUAAGCUUAGGACGUUGUAGUAAAAGUUAGACCAUAAUGGUGAUAACAUGUGCUCAAUUUCUCAGCUGACCGAGAGGAACAGACAAUGUUUCAUGGUAGGUCAAUUUGAGUAUGUUUUCUCUCAAUGUUUGUAUACGUAGUUGGCCUUGCUUGUAUUAAUCCAAAGGCAGUUGAAAUGUCUGACUUCUUAAUUAUUCAUGUCUGAUGUUUGUCUGAGAAUGCCAAACUUAUAAUCUGUCACUGGCUGUUUUGAGAAACGGAUAUUCGUGUAUUUGUCGGAUGAUUCUAUCAUGUGUUUGUUUGUGUGCGGAGUAUAAUUCGAAUCAAAUAAUGGAAGUUAUUAGUGUAAA